This is a messenger RNA of Phacochoerus africanus (Common warthog), 851 nucleotides long. It is a transcript of the gene G0S2, whose product is annotated as G0/G1 switch 2. Gene Ontology annotation, cellular component: mitochondrion. The transcript has 2 exons. NCBI's taxonomy places the organism in Eukaryota, Metazoa, Chordata, Mammalia, Artiodactyla, Suidae. Gene Ontology annotation, biological process: positive regulation of extrinsic apoptotic signaling pathway. The record is from RefSeq and is a predicted model, not a curated record. Bases 196 to 507 code for a protein of 103 amino acids.
GGAGGGAAACUAUAAAGCGCCCCGGGGCGCUGACCAGGGCCAGUUGCUGCGUCUCCAUCCCGAAGAGCCGCGGCUGCGGAGGCGGAGCAGGCGGAGGCGCGGGACCCACGCCCUCGGCGAUCGCCGGCUGGGCCAGCGCUGCCUCCCGCUCGCGCGGGCCUUCAGGUCACCCCAGCCCGAGAGCCCGGAGCCGAGAUGGAAACGAUCCAGGAGCUGAUGCCUCUGGCCAAGGAGCUGAUGGCCCACAAGCCCAGCCGCAAGCUGGUGAAGCUGUACCUGCUGGGCGGCGUGCUGGCCUUUCUCGGCGCGGUGCUCGGCCUGAUGGAGACCGUGUGCAGCCCCUUCACGGCCGCCGGCCGCCUGCGGGACCGGGAGGCCGCCGUGGCCGAGCUGCGGGCCGCCCGGGAGCGAAAGGCGCCCCCGGAGCCGGCCCGGCUGGAGAAGGACAAGCGGCGGCAGGCGGGCCGGGGCUGCCGGGCCCUCUCCCACCGGCUGCACGCCUCCUAGGAACCCUGCGGGGCCGCGGAGGGUGGCGGAGAGACGGCGAGGAGAGCGAGCCAGAGCGUCGCCUUACGUUUGGACUUGCUUCUGAGAAGCCCCUGAGUGCUAGAACUGAACUGUCACUCGGAUCCACCCAAAGGCGUUUGGGAUUGAGUUUUGCUGCUGUGCAGCACCGCGGAAGGCCCAGUCCAGAACGAGGCACCUGAGCCGAGUUAUCUGGCCCUUUGCACUAGGCUGAGAAGUGCUGUCUACGUUAUUAUUGUUACACUGUGAUGAUGAUGGUGUUAUGAUGAUAAUGAUUUCAGUGAACACCCUUGUGCAUUUUGAAAUAAAAACCGUUUUGUACUUUA